Molecule: messenger RNA, 1913 nt
Organism: Daldinia vernicosa
Lineage: Eukaryota; Fungi; Ascomycota; Sordariomycetes; Xylariales; Hypoxylaceae
Product: branched-chain amino acid aminotransferase II
Exons: 3
Coding region: 589-1791 (400 amino acids)
Biological process (GO): branched-chain amino acid metabolic process
Molecular function (GO): branched-chain-amino-acid:2-oxoglutarate transaminase activity
Source: RefSeq, a predicted model, not a curated record
UACAGGUCCCCUGGUUCUGUGGGCUAGGUGAAGGUCAAAGGAUCUGGCUUAAGCAUCAAAGAAGUCAAUUCUAGUAAAAGAAUUCGUAAGAGACAAAGCCACAUCCAAGAGGUAAUGAAUGCAGUUUUACCCGCAAUUUUACCCAGUAAACUGAGUUACUCCUGCCUUCAUUGAAUUGAAAACUUCUCUUUCCUCAACAUCGGUUCUGCAAUUCGAAUGCUCCUGCUGUGAAAUAUUUCAAACUUGUAAAUCGCUCCUGCUAAUACAUACGACGAAAGGAGGAGGGCGCUGAUUAAGCCACUUAGGUACCUGAUUAUUCAGGGUCCAGGGUCCAGACCCCCCGCAAGUUACAAAUAGACAAAUAACCCCGCGAGUCCGAUCUUCGGAGGUAAUCUGACCCUUACGAGAGUCACGAAAUUUCGAAUGAGCACCAAAAGUUCAUGAACCAAUGAACUGAUCGCAUAUUCUCAGCUUGGUAACAUAUUUGAAUCGUAUCAUACCAGGACGGAAAUCGAGGAUUAGGACGAGAUUGGAAGUAAUUGAAGUCUUAACAAAGCAGUGUCGACGCCAAUUACUUAUUACCUGACAAUGGCUUCAUUCCCACCCCCACCAGUCAACACCAUUGACUGGUCCAAUGUCGGCUUUCGAGUUCGCGAAGUGAACGGACACAUUGAAUCGCAUUACUCACAGAAGACUGGAAAAUGGUCUCCCCUUCAAUUCGUGACCGAUCCUUAUAUCCGUAUCCACGGUAUGGCGCCCGCCCUAAACUACGGCCAACAAGCCUAUGAGGGCCUCAAGGCUUUCCGCACUCCAUCGGAUGAUAUUCAGAUCUUCCGACCCGAUCGUAACGCCGUCCGGAUGCAGCACUCUGCCGAAUUCAUCUCGGUCCCUCCCGUUCCUACGGAUCUGUUCGUCGAAGCCGUUAAAGCCGCCGUUUCUCUCAAUGCCGAGUACGUCCCGCCCCACGAGACAGGCGCCGCCAUGUAUAUCCGACCGCAGAUCUAUGGCUCUAGCGCGCAGUUGGGACUGAGCCCACCCGAAGAAUACACAUUCUGCGUCUAUGUUCUACCGACUGGUGUGUAUCACGGCACACAUCCCGUCAAUGCUCUUAUCCUAGAUGAGUUCGAUCGUGCAGCUCCCAACGGAACAGGAAGCGCAAAGGUCGGAGGCAACUAUGCACCCGUGUUGAGGUGGAGCGACAAGGCGAGAGCCGAGGGGUAUGGCAUUACGCUUCACCUUGAUAGCGCAACGCAUUCGGAAGUCGAUGAAUUCAGCACAAGUGGUUUCAUCGGUGCCGUCGUGAAUGGGGAGGAUGUGACACUCGUGGUACCUGAUUCGAAGAACGUGAUCCAGAGUGUGACGGCGGAUAGCAUCACAGAUAUUGGUCGCAGCUUUGGAUGGAAAGUAGAGAAAAGAUCCAUUAAAUACACGGAGUUGCCGAAAUUCUCCGAGGUCAUGGCCGCGGGUACUGCUGCCGCCCUGGUACCGAUACGGUCCAUCACCAGACGUUUCGACCCCGCCUCACCGGAAUCCAUUUCAUCUACCACUGGAGAGCACAGUCGUCUGUCAACAGAAGCGGGAUCAGAAAAGGUGACAUAUAUCCCCGAUGCUGAUGAAGAUGCGGGUCCGAUUUGCCUAAAGCUAUUGACCCAGCUCAAGGGUAUCCAGUCCGGAAAGGUCAAGGAUGAGUUUAAUUGGUGUUUCGCCGUCGGCCGUGAAGACGGAAUCAAAGUGACUGGUGAGACAAACGGUGCACAGAAGAACGGGGAGACGAUCGACCAAUUAGAUUAAUUCAAAAGUCGGAAGUGAUGCCGUACCCAAGUGGGAGUAUUGUCCGACGACGAAAGGCUCUGAAAAGUUAAUCUCGGUUUUCUACUAUAUCACCGCAUAUUGACAUGGAGAAAGACAAAAAA